This is a messenger RNA of Hyla sarda, 4869 nucleotides long. RefSeq names its product glutamate ionotropic receptor kainate type subunit 2 (gene GRIK2). The record is from RefSeq and is a predicted model, not a curated record. The transcript has 16 exons. Gene Ontology annotation, biological process: monoatomic ion transport; modulation of chemical synaptic transmission; synaptic transmission, glutamatergic. Gene Ontology annotation, cellular component: plasma membrane; postsynaptic membrane; kainate selective glutamate receptor complex. Gene Ontology annotation, molecular function: kainate selective glutamate receptor activity; transmitter-gated monoatomic ion channel activity involved in regulation of postsynaptic membrane potential. The coding region runs from base 701 to 3442 and encodes 913 amino acids. Lineage: Eukaryota; Metazoa; Chordata; Amphibia; Anura; Hylidae.
CAUUAAACUACGAUCACGAGUGAAACUUGCUAAUAUCCAGCAGAAGUGGCAUACUGGAGCCAAGUAAGUACUAUCUGUGUGAUGGCACAAAGGGUUUCCAGUGUGAGGAGUCUAGCUGGGGAAGCAAUGCACUCUUCCCAUGAAUAAAGGCACGCAGCUUUUCAGCACGGGGAUAUCAGAUCAGUUGCUUAAUACAAAUUGGGAAAGGCUUUCUGGCUGGCAGCCUUAAAAAGAGAGGAGCUAUCUCAAUUUCUCUCACUUAAUCUUGGCUGCACGUCAGGAGCUGUGCAGCAGUGCAGCAGAAAGGGAAAGCAGCAGACCCUCUUUACCAGCACACAGACUUCCCCUAUGCUACCAUAGCUCAGCGAUUUUUCCGAGCUGGAUUAUCUAUUGAUUGCCUUCCCUCCCCCUUCAUCCCUUCCAGGCUCACCGGGAUGUACAUAUGCGUUUGGAUUUCUCAAGGAUUCUCCCCCCUCUAACAUGGAUGUCCCACCAUUCCUUGCAGUUGAAGGUUGCUCCUUGGUGCAGUGAAUGAAGAACAUGCAGGGAUUGCUAAUGGGUUUUGGAAGCGGAUCCUCCUCGCUCAUGUUGUCUCUGUGACCAUGCCGUGAUCGUGUCUGAGGGCCAUCAGUCUAUGUCCUCUCAUUCUUCUUACCCUACCGGGGAACCUGACACUCUAUAGGGGGAAGGAACCGUGCGGAUGUACAGUGGAACCAUGAAGAUUAUGUGCCCUCUUCUAACUCAUUCAUUCUUCAGGUGCACCCUAAGAUUAGCCGCUUGCUUGCUUUGGAUUGGGUAUACUCAAGGGACCACACAUGUUCUACGGUUUGGGGGAAUUUUUGAAUAUGUCGAGUCUGGGCCCUUUGGAGCAGAAGAACUAGCCUUCAGAUUUGCUGUGAAUACAAUUAACAGAAACAGGACAUUACUUCCAAACACUACUUUAACAUAUGAUACUCAAAGAAUAAACCUCUAUGACAGCUUUGAAGCAUCUAGAAAAGCUUGUGAACAGUUGUCUCUGGGAGUGGCAGCAAUAUUUGGCCCAUCACACAGUUCCUCAGCAAAUGCAGUCCAGUCUAUAUGUAAUGCCCUUGGAGUUCCACACAUCCAAACCCGCUGGAAACAUCAAGUUUCGGAUAACAGGGACUCAUUCUAUGUCAGCCUGUACCCAGAUUUUUCCUCAUUGAGUCGAGCAAUUCUUGAUUUGGUGCAGUUUUUCAAGUGGAAAACAGUUACCAUUGCCUAUGAUGACAGUACGGGUCUGAUUCGCUUACAAGAGCUCAUUAAGGCUCCAUCUAGGUACAAUCUGAGACUGAAGAUCCGUCAGUUACCUCUUGAUACAAAGGAUGCCAAACCGCUUCUGAAAGAGAUGAAAAGAGGCAAAGAAUUCCAUGUAAUCUUUGAUUGUAGCCAUGACAUGGCAGCUGGUAUACUAAAACAGGCUUUGGCAAUGGGAAUGAUGACAGAAUAUUACCAUUAUAUUUUUACAACUCUGGACCUGUUUGCAUUGGAUGUUGAGCCAUAUCGGUAUAGCGGUGUUAACAUGACCGGAUUUCGAAUACUGAACAUAGAAAACAGCCAAGUAGUCUCUAUAAUUGAAAAGUGGUCCAUGGAAAGAUUGCAGGCACCCCCUAAGCCAGACUCUGGUUUACUGGAUGGGUUUAUGACGACUGAUGCCGCAUUGAUGUAUGAUGCUGUGCAUGUUGUCUCAGUGGCUGUACAACAAUUUGCACAAAUGACAGUUAGUUCAUUACAAUGUAAUCGGCACAAACCUUGGCGAUUUGGUUCUAAGUUUAUCAGCCUUAUAAAAGAGGCUCACUGGGAAGGCCUCACUGGCAGAAUAACAUUCAACAAAACCAAUGGCUUACGGACUGACUUUGAUUUAGAUGUAAUCAGUCUCAAGGAAGAAGGCCUUGAAAAGAUUGGUACUUGGGACCCAGCUAGUGGCUUAAAUAUGACAGAGAAUCAGAAAGAAAAACCAGCUAAUAUUACAGAUUCUUUAUCAAAUCGCUCACUGAUAGUGACCACUAUACUGGAAGAACCUUAUGUGAUGUUUAAGAAAUCUGAUAAACCACUUUAUGGAAAAGAAAGAUUUGAAGGCUAUUGUAUUGACUUGCUUCAAAAAUUAUCGGAAAUCCUGGGAUUUAAAUAUGAAAUAAGACUAGUGGAGGAUGGGAAAUAUGGAGUCAAGGAUGACACCACACAGCAGUGGAAUGGGAUGGUUCGUGAGCUUAUGGACCAUAAAGCUGAUCUUGCAGUUGCUCCAUUGGCUAUCACGUAUGUUAGAGAACAGGUCAUCGACUUCACCAAACCCUUUAUGACACUUGGAAUAAGUAUUUUGUACCGAAAACCUAAUGGUACAAACCCAGGCGUCUUCUCCUUCCUGAAUCCUCUUUCCCCUGAUAUCUGGAUGUAUAUUCUGCUGGCUUACUUGGGUGUCAGUUGUGUGCUCUUUGUCAUAGCCAGGUUUAGUCCAUAUGAAUGGUAUAACCCACAUCCUUGCAACCCUGAUUCUGACGUGGUGGAAAACAAUUUUACCUUGCUAAAUAGUUUCUGGUUUGGCGUUGGAGCUCUCAUGCAGCAAGGUUCUGAACUCAUGCCCAAAGCUCUUUCUACAAGGAUAGUGGGAGGAAUAUGGUGGUUUUUUACACUUAUCAUAAUUUCCUCAUAUACUGCCAACUUAGCUGCCUUUCUCACAGUGGAACGCAUGGAGUCCCCCAUUGAUUCUGCUGAUGAUUUAGCUAAACAGACUAAAAUUGAAUAUGGUGCUGUCCAAGAUGGUGCUACAAUGACCUUUUUUAAGAAAUCUAAAAUACCAACAUAUGAAAAAAUGUGGGCCUUUAUGAAUAGCAGAAGCCAGUCGGUACUUGUCAAAAAUAAUGAAGAAGGUAUCCAGCGAGUGCUCACCUCUGAUUAUGCCUUUUUAAUGGAGUCAACAACCAUUGAAUUUGUCACGCAACGCAACUGUAACCUGACACAGAUUGGAGGCCUUAUAGAUUCUAAAGGUUAUGGAGUUGGAACUCCCAUGGGUUCUCCCUACAGAGAUAAAAUAACCAUAGCCAUUUUGCAACUUCAAGAAGAAGGAAUUCUCCAUAUGAUGAAAGAGAAAUGGUGGCGAGGAAAUGGUUGCCCAGAAGAAGAGAGUAAAGAAGCUAGUGCAUUAGGAGUUCAAAAUAUUGGUGGCAUUUUUAUUGUUUUAGCUGCGGGAUUGGUGCUUUCCGUUUUUGUUGCUGUUGGAGAAUUCCUAUACAAGUCAAAAAAAAAUGCACAGCUAGAAAAGAGAUCCUUUUGUAGUGCGAUGGUAGAAGAAUUAAGGAUGUCACUAAAGUGUCAACGACGGUUGAAACAUAAGCCACAGCCUCCUGUAAUAGUGAAGACAGAGGAAGUUAUCAACAUGCAUACAUUUAAUGACAGAAGAUUGCCAGGAAAAGAAACAAUGGCAUAGAGCUGGGUGUCAAGCAUCCCCAAGCACAAACUGUCAGCUUUUUUGUUUUCUUUUUCCAAACAACUCUGCGAGAAUGUUUCCUGUGGAAAUAUGCAACCUGUGCAAAAUAAAAAUGAGUUACCUCAUGUCGCUAUGUCUAUGAACUUGAGACUUAAUCUGACUCGUCAGUCAGACUAGAACUUUAGGAGUCAUGGAUAAAUCAAGAACUUCUGCGGAGGUUGAUUUUUUUUUCUUCUUCUUCAAGGGGUCCACCAUUCUUCUGAAUGUAAAUGUGUAUGUUUUGUGGUUGCUUUACAAGGUCCCAAAUGAGAAAAAGGAUAAGAGGUUAUUUUUUUGAAACUUACAAUAUUAAAAGAAAUUUAAAAAAAAUCAAAUACAGAGUAACCAUUGACGAAUGAUAUCAUAAACUGUAUCUAAACAACUGUAUGUUCUUUGCACUCACAUGGCAAAGAUAAAGGGAAAUGUAGUGGUUUCUUAUUACUUGCCCAAUACAAAUGUCCAAAUCCAUUCUUAAGUUAAAAUGGCAACAUUAGAUCAUGAUGGCAUUCUAACUCAUCACUAUACAUAAAUUUACAAACAAAAACAGUAUGAGAAGAUUCUUAAAUGCUUUGUGGACUCUGUGUUUCACUGUCGUAAAUAAAACAAAAUGUCAGUAAACAAGGCAAUAAUUGUAUCGUUCAAUUCAACUAGACUGCAGCAUUUCUGAGUGCAGAAUGUUUAUGCUGAGACGUAGUUGUUACGAAAUACAGAAUAAUAGCUCAUUGUGUAUUGAAUAGAGGGAAAGUGUGGAUUUGCCCAACAGGAUCCAUCUUUGACAAUAUGGAUUUAAAAAAAAAACAAAUAAGUCCCUGUUUCCUUUUGAAUCCUACUGAGCCUCUGCAGUUUCCUCCAUCUGUGGAAAAUGUAUGGGCCUCUUAGAAGAACUUUCCACAGGGAGCUUUAAAUGGACUGCAUUCAUCAAUACAGUCAAUGUUAAAUAAACAAAAUCCUCGAGCAAUUUUUAUUUAAAAAAAUGUUCAGGUUUAUUUGUGGAAAUGCAAGAUUUCUAUAAAAAAUAGUUUUUGUAUGGAGAUUUUUGUAAUACUUUUUAUCAACUAAAUCCAGACAUACGUUUCUUCUGUCAGGGGUGUGAUGCCAAGCAUAAAUGGUAGUGUGUGAGCACCACCAACGUUUGGUGAGAUUAUUUUUAUCAAAUUCAAAAUCAAGAUGAAAACAUUUAUUUUCAAGUUCAGUAUUGCUAGUUGCACUACCAGCACUGCUUCCCAUGCCAUACCCCUGAUUUUCACUAAGCUAUGAACAUACUGUAAUGAUCAAUUGUGUGUAAAUGGUUAAAUACGCAGUCUUCUUGACCACAUUGUGAUAACAGUUGAAGUGCACACAGUUUCCUGUUUGAAUUCAAUGCACAAAAUAAACAUAAGCAAAAACUA